This is a messenger RNA of Rotaria sp. Silwood2, 438 nucleotides long. The record is from the annotation of a GenBank genome assembly. NCBI's taxonomy places the organism in Eukaryota, Metazoa, Rotifera, Eurotatoria, Philodinida, Philodinidae.
AUGUAUUUAUCCCAAUCAGCAGUCUCCGCUGAACUACUCGGUUGUGAUCCAUCCAUCUUAAAUUCGGAUGAAACAGCAACAACAUCAACAAAUUAUAAUGAAACAGCAUCUUCUAGUUAUUCAUCAUCAUCGUCACAGUUAAAUAAUACAACCGCAUCAUCAUCAGCUUGUUCAGCUAUUAAAUGGAAGACUGGUGAUCGAUGUUCAGCACCAUGGAAUGAAGAUGGAAAAUAUUAUGAAUGUACGAUUGAUGAUGUACUUGAUGGCGGAACAUGUACGGUUGUUUUUGAUGGAUUUGAAUCAGCAUCAUUAACGGUCGUUCGAGCAUCAAAAUUAAAACCAUUCGAUCGAACACGUUCUGAUUUAAGCGGAAUAAGAUCAGCUGCUAAUCGAGCUAAAACAAAGGAAAUUAUCGCAAUAAAAUAUUUUCUUGUUUGA